Messenger RNA from Apis florea (little honeybee), 610 nucleotides. RefSeq names its product ribosomal protein L27A (gene RpL27A). The record is from RefSeq and is a predicted model, not a curated record. Gene Ontology annotation, biological process: translation. Gene Ontology annotation, cellular component: cytosolic large ribosomal subunit; ribosome. Gene Ontology annotation, molecular function: structural constituent of ribosome. Lineage: Eukaryota; Metazoa; Arthropoda; Insecta; Hymenoptera; Apidae.
UACAUAUACGCCAUCUAUGUAGUAUCUAAUAAUUUCGAUAAAAAACGAAUGUCUCUUUCUUCACAUCUCGGCUAAAAUGUCUACACAUAAAAAAAAGACCAGGAAGCUUCGUGGUCAUGUAAGUCAUGGUCAUGGACGUAUAGGUAAACAUAGAAAACAUCCCGGUGGACGAGGUAAUGCUGGUGGUUUACAUCAUCAUCGUAUCAACUUUGACAAGUACCAUCCUGGUUAUUUUGGAAAGCUUGGUAUGAGGAAUUAUCACUUAAGACGUAAUACAAAAUGGUGUCCUACUUUAAAUUUGGAUAAAUUAUGGACAUUAGUUUCUGAACAAACUAGGCUUAAAUAUAAAGAUUCAGAAAAUAAAGUUCCAGUAAUUGAUCUUGUUAAAGCAGGAUAUUAUAAACUUUUAGGAAAAGGUCGACUUCCUAAACAACCAGUUAUUGUUAAAGCCAAAUUUUUCAGUAAACUUGCAGAAGAUAAAAUUAAAGCUGUUGGUGGAGUUUGUGUUCUUUCUGCUUAAAUAUGCAGGAGCUGAAGUUUUGAUUGAUGUGGUCACUAUGUAUUCCAAUAAAUUUAUAUUCUUAAUAAAAUUUAAUAACGAAAAAAGAAA